This is a messenger RNA of Hippoglossus stenolepis (Pacific halibut), 2739 nucleotides long. It is a transcript of the gene slc45a2, whose product is annotated as solute carrier family 45 member 2. Gene Ontology annotation, biological process: transmembrane transport. Gene Ontology annotation, cellular component: membrane. The record is from RefSeq and is a predicted model, not a curated record. Gene Ontology annotation, molecular function: sucrose:proton symporter activity. The transcript has 7 exons. NCBI's taxonomy places the organism in Eukaryota, Metazoa, Chordata, Actinopteri, Pleuronectiformes, Pleuronectidae. Bases 959 to 2671 code for a protein of 570 amino acids.
CUGCAACGUGAAGUUUCACCACUAGAUGUCACUAGAUUUUACUCACUGAACCUUAAAAAUGAGACGCACUGGAGAGGCAUAUGGAGCCAAAUCAUUGAGCCAAGUUACAUGUCACCGCAGAGCCGGCACCAUUGUUCCCGUGGCUAUGGUGGUGUCAGUGUGUACGACUGAUCGGGAAGCCUCGGGGUUAGUGGCAUGACGUUUGCCACACAUGCUCUGAGCUGCUGACCAAUCCCAAAAGAGUGGGUCAUUUGACCAAUCAGAGGAGACUGGUCUUUUUUGGGUGAGUGAAAAUGGAGCAUUUCAGGAAGAUGAUGAAAAGAGGCGCGGCAGAAAUGAACAGUAUUAGACAAAUAAUGAUAAUUUUAAACAUUACAUAAUGUAAAAAUUGUUAAAAAUUGUGCCCUUUAAAGUUCCAAUUAAAGUAAUAAAACAAACUGGAAAUGGCCUCCUGUCUAAAAGAGCAGCAUCUAUAGUCAAUAAAACAAAUGACUACCACUGUCUAAUCAUUACUGUUUGCAGCAUCAAUAACUCUUAUACAACAAACACAUGUGACACACACCCGAGAGCCGCCCCUGGCCUUUACUAUCGUGCUUCCAAGACAAGAGACCUCCAAGAAUCUGUAAAAUACACCCACUUCCCUCUCUCCUCCCCUCUCCUUCUCCUCUUCAUUAAGUUCAACUUUGCUCCGCUCAGAGCUGAGUGCAGACCUUCACAUGUAAAGUAAAGCCGUGUGGGCUCAUUGCUCAGCUAUGCAGUAGAGAGGAGGAUUAGCCUCAGCUCAGCACCAGUGCGAGGAUCUGGGCAUUUGGCCUGUUUUUAUUCAUCACCUGGCUGAUUCAGAGAGACACCACAACACUGUCCCUUUAUUUCACCCAAAUCUCCUCUUUUCUCCUUUUUUUUAUUCUUCCUCUCCUCCUCCCUCUCUCCUUGCACCCCUCUUUCCCCUCUCUCAUCCAUGACGCUUCUCUCAGAUGACCAGUCUGUGCUGCCACAGGCCUGCCAGGUGCCGGAGCCUGGCAAACACAUCACCUCUUCCUUGGACCAGUACUCGACAGACCGCACUGGCUUCAAACAGGACUACAUGGACAGUGGCGAGAGCGCCGUUUUUGGGGUCGUGGAGCCCCCCAGGCGCUCUCGGGGCCGCCUCAUCCUUCACGGCAUGGUCAUGUUUGGAAGGGAAUUUUGCUACGCCGUGGAGGCGGCCUUUGUCACGCCGGUGCUUCUGAGCGUGGGGCUUCCCCGCAGCCUGUACAGUCUGGUGUGGCUGCUCAGCCCCAUCCUGGGCUUCUUGCUACAGCCCAUCAUCGGCUCGGCCAGCGACUACUGCCGCUCGUCAUGGGGCCGGCGAAGGCCUUACAUCGUGGUCCUGGGCAUCCUCAUGCUCAUGGGACUCACCCUGUUCCUCAAUGGAGAUGCUGUCGUCUCAGCUCUAGUGAUUGACAGGGAGCAGAGGAGGGUAUGGGCCAUCGUGGUGGUGAUGUUCGGCGUCGUGCUGUUUGACUUCGCUGCCGACUUCAUCGACGGGCCCAUCAAGGCCUAUCUGUUUGACGUGUGCUCGCAUCAGGACAAGGAGCGAGGUCUGCACUACCACGCGCUCCUAACAGGCCUGGGCGGGGCCUUUGGUUAUCUGGUGGGCGCCAUGGACUGGGGUCAUUCCGUGAUGGGGCAGCUGCUGGGCUCCGAGUACCAAGUCAUCUUCUUCUUCGCAGCGCUGACCUGGAGCAUCUUCCUCACUGUGCACCUCUUCAGUAUUCCAGAGCAGGCUCUGGGCAAGGACCCAUCUUCCACUGACUCGUCACCUCCCAGUGCCCUGCGCACGCUGGGAUCCCACAGCAAUGGUUACGGAACAAUGUCUAAAGAGCUCGUCUCCACCGUCGUCCCAGCGUCGGUCCCGGACCUUAGGCCGAGGUCGUUCUCUGCUCUGGGCGAGGCCAACUCUGUCACCUCCAGUGCCAAGCAGCCAAACAAAGAGGCGCAGAAGAGGAUGACAUUCAGGUCGCUGAUGAAAGCCAUCAUCAACAUGCCAAGCCACUAUCGCUGCCUGUGUGUCAGUCACCUACUGGGAUGGACGGCCUUCCUCUGCAACAUGCUCUUCUUCACCGAUUUCAUGGGACAGAUUGUAUACAAGGGAAACCCUUAUGCAGAGCACAACUCGACAGCCUACACCACAUAUGAGAGAGGAGUGGAAGUGGGCUGCUGGGGACUGUGUAUAAACGCUGUGUCGUCUGCUCUCUACUCCUAUGUGCAGCGUUUCCUUCUCCCAUACAUCGGCCUGAAAGGAUUAUACUUCCUGGGCUACUUAGUGUUCGGUAUGGGCACCAGCCUGAUCGGCCUCUUCCCCAACAUCAUUGCCACGCUCAUCCUGUGCACCGUGUUCGGUGUCAUGUCCAGUACGCUCUACACCAUCCCAUUCAACCUCAUAUCAGAGUAUCAGCGUGAAGAGCAGGAGCAGUUGGCGAUGCAGGGAAUCAAAGAAACUCAACGAGGCACCGGUGUGGACUGCGCGGCGCUCACCUGCAUGGUCCAGCUGGCUCAGAUUAUCGUGGGCGCGGGGCUCGGCGCCUUGGUCAACCUGGCAGGAAGCGUAAUAGUGGUGGUCCUCUCGGCCUCGUCCGUGUCUCUGUUAGGCUGCAUCUUCAUCGCCUUCUUCAUCAGAUAUGUGGAAUGAUUCUGCUCAUGUAAAAUGUAUUUUAAAUGGUAUUUGUUUUAAUAAAUAAAGAUUCUUUAUUAUAUCUA